This is a messenger RNA of Filobasidium floriforme, 366 nucleotides long. RefSeq names its product maltose O-acetyltransferase. The record is from RefSeq and is a predicted model, not a curated record. The annotation marks the transcript as partial. The transcript is spliced from 2 exons. Lineage: Eukaryota; Fungi; Basidiomycota; Tremellomycetes; Filobasidiales; Filobasidiaceae.
GGCUACAAUAUUUGUAUUGGGGAUGGCAGCAUAAUCAACCGGAAUGCUACAAUUCUUGAUGAUGCCAAGGUCACUAUUGGAUGUGGUUCCCUCUUAGCAACUGAUGUCAAGAUCUACACUCUUACCCAUGCUUCCAAUCCUGAUGAGCGCCUGCAAGACAAUCAGGCAAACAGCGAGUAUCGAUACCCAGUCACAAUUGGUAACAACUGUUGGAUUGGUGGAGGAGCAAUCAUAUUGCCAGGUGUCACAAUUGGGAAUGAUGUCACAGUUGCUGCUGGAGCGGUUGUCAACAAGGAUGUUGAGAGUCGAUGCCUUGUUGCUGGUGUUCCCGCCAGAGUUGUGAAAUGGUUCCCCAAGGCGGAAUGA